AUGAACUGUAAUAAUUGUGCAUCGCCAAUAACAGAUGGAACCACAUUGGUAUCAACAUGUACUGGUAGCAACUUUAUGGUGUUUAUGACAAUUUUGGAAUUCUUCAUUCGCAAACAGUGCGAUCUUGAAGAUCCAUGUGGACGAAUAACACCUCUUGAUGAACCAGAGAAAAGUUAUGAUUUCAUCGUCAUUGGUGCCGGAAGUGGAGGAGCGACAGUUGCUUCAAGAUUAUCAGAGCGAAAAGAUUUUUCUGUCUUACUUCUCGAGGCAGGAUUGGAUGAGCAUGCAUGGACACAUGUUCCAGCGUUUUUUGGAAAUACUGUUGGUACGAAGCUAGAUUGGAGUCACGUAGGCGAGGUUGAGACUACUGGAUGUCUAAAUUAUCGUGAUAGGAGAUGCAUAUGGCCUGCAGGAAAGAUGUUGGGUGGUUCGAGUUCACUUAAUGGAAUGAUGUACAUAAGAGGUUCUCGUAAAGAUUUCGACGAUUGGGAGAAAAUGGGAAAUAAGGGUUGGUCCUAUAAGGACGUCCUUCCUUUUUUCAAGAAAAGUGAAAAUAAUUUACAAAUGGAUUUAGUGGAUCCGAAAUAUCAUGGGGUUGGAGGACCAUUACCAGUGACACAAUUUAGUAAUCAACCUCCUAUGUGUUAUGACUUUUUGGAUGCUGCACAAGAAUUAGGUUACGAUAUUAUCGACUUGAAUGGAAAAACCCGUACCGGUUGGACCAUUGGUCAGACCACUUCUCGAAGGGGUUCCCGAUAUUCAACAGCCCGAGCUUUUCUCCGACCUGCACGAAAUCGUCCUAAUCUUCACAUUAUGAUUAACAGCACCGUGACAAAAAUUAUUUUCAAUGACGACAAAAAAGCAAUUGCUGUGGAAUUUUACAAAAGUGGAAAACUUAUUAGAGUAGGCGUCAAAAAAGAAGUUGUUAUCAGUGCAGGUUGCAUGAGUUCACCACAUAUACUUUUAAACAGCGGUGUUGGACCAAAGGACGAAAUAGAAAAUGUGGGAGUUAAAUCAGUUCAUAAUCUUCCUGGUGUUGGGAAGAAUUUUCACGAUCACGUUUCAUACAUGAUGACAUUUUCAGUUAAUGAAGAAGAUGGAUACCUACUGGAUUGGUCUACUGCCAUGAAUUACAUUCUUCGCAGAAAGGGACCACUAUCUUCAACAGGUCUUUGGCAAGUGACUGGAAUGAUAAAUACAAAAUACGCAAAUCCAGAAGACGAUAAUCCGGAUAUACAAAUAUUUGGAGGGUACCCACCAGUUUGUUUCCAGUACGGAAAUAAUCACGUUAACGUUAAUAUAACUUCGCGAAGAAUAAUUUUGUUAUUCCCAGAAGUUCUUCAUCCUAAAAGCAAAGGAUUCGUUAAAUUAAGAGACAAUAAUCCCCUAUCGAGGCCAGUUAUUAAUUCGAACUUUUUAUCGCAUCCUGAUGAUAUUGCUGUUCUGAUUGAGGGAAUAAAGUUUGUGAUCAAAUUGACUGAGACAGAAGCACUAAAAAAGUACGACUUUCAAUUAAACAAGACGUCAGUGAAAAAUUGUGAACAUUUGAAAUUCGGCAGCGAUCCCUAUUGGGAAUGUGCAGUGAGACGUGAUACGGCUCCAGGUGCUCAUUACGCUGGUAGUUGUAAAAUGGGAGCAAAUACAGAUCCAUUGGCAGUUGUUGAUGAACAAUUAAGAGUCAGAGGUGUUCGUGGCGUCAGGGUCGCUGAUAACAGUAUUAUGCCUCAGGUCGUUUCCGGAAAUACCAAUGCUCCCGCUAUUAUGAUUGGUGAAAGAGCUGCCGAUUUUAUCAAGAAAACAUGGAAAUCACGAUAGACGAACAAAAAUAAAAAUAAUAAUAACAAAACUUGAAUCUAUUUCUGUUCUUCCGAAACUAUUAGACCUUUAUAUCCAGAAUUAAAAUAGUUAAUAAUUUA
Leptopilina heterotoma is the source of this 1916-nucleotide messenger RNA. Its product is annotated as glucose dehydrogenase [FAD, quinone]-like. The coding region runs from base 1 to 1815 and encodes 604 amino acids. NCBI's taxonomy places the organism in Eukaryota, Metazoa, Arthropoda, Insecta, Hymenoptera, Figitidae. Gene Ontology annotation, molecular function: oxidoreductase activity, acting on CH-OH group of donors; flavin adenine dinucleotide binding. The record is from RefSeq and is a predicted model, not a curated record. The transcript is spliced from 7 exons.